Messenger RNA from Staurois parvus, 371 nucleotides. Lineage: Eukaryota; Metazoa; Chordata; Amphibia; Anura; Ranidae. The record is from the annotation of a GenBank genome assembly.
CCCCGUCAUUGGUGUCAGUGGGAAGAAUCGUGCUCCAUCAUUAGUGUCAGUGGGAGGAAUAGUGCCCCAUCUUUGGUGUCAGUGGGAAGAAAUGUGCCCCAUCAUUGGUGUCAGUGGGAAGAAUCGUGCCCCAUCAUUGGUGUCAGUGGGAAGAAUCGUGCCCCAUCAUUGGUGUCAGUGGGAAGAAUCGUGCCCCAUCAUUGGUGUCAGUGGGAAGAAUCGUGCCCCAUCAUUGGUGUCAGUGGGGGGAGGAAUAGUGCCCCAUCAUUGGUGUCAGUGGGAGGAAUAGUGUCCCAUCAUUGGUGUCAGUGGGAGGGAUAGUGUCCCAUCAUUGGUGUCAGUGGGAAGAAUAGUGCCCCAUCUUUGCUGAC